CUUGCUAUCAUCAGCUUCCAGAAACUUCAUCUUAACCCUGUCAUGAAAAAAGGGAUGACGCUUACAAAACCCCGCACCUGGCUGUUGAGCCCUGUUGAGGCCUCCUGGCUUGCCACAAAAACUCUGCAAAACUGGACUAUUCCAGAGGGCUUUUUGCCUAGGAAAUAGAGCUAUACGUUGUCCAGACCCGGUUCAUUGAGGAGCCCGAGGACCAGACGGUGGUGGCCGGACAGCGGAUCGUGCUCUCCUGCGUGGUGCUGAAUUACUCCGGGAUCGUGCAGUGGACGAAGGAUGGGCUGGCCCUGGGCAUGGGCCAGGGCCUCAAAGCCUGGCCGCGGUACAGGAUCAUUGGGGCAGCUGAUUCGGGGCAGUAUAACUUGGAGAUCACCGACGCCGAGCUUUCGGAUGACGCUUUGUAUGAGUGCCAGGCCACGGAAGCGGCGCUGCGAUCCCGGCGGGCAAAGCUGACUGUCCUGAUUCCCCCUGAAGACCCCGUGAUUGAUGGCGCCCCCGAGAUUUUGUUGCGGGCCGGAACGCCCUACAACCUCACCUGCUGGGCACGGAAUGCCAAGCCGGCUGCUACGAUCGUCUGGCUCCGCGAUCAGGUGCCACAGCUGGAAGCUGCCACAUCCACGGAGGUUUUAUCAGAUGGGAAGAGGGAGACCACCAUGAGCCAGCUGCUCAUCAGCCCCACCGACCAGGACAUCGGCAGGGUGUACGUUUGCCGGUGCGCCAAUGAAGCCAUCCUGGCCGGCAAGGAGACGACCAUCAAGCUCAACGUUCACCACCCUCCGACAGUGACGCUGUCCAUUCAGCCCCAGACGGUGCAGGAAGGCGAGAGGGUGACCUUCACCUGCCUGGCCACAGCCAACCCCGAGAUCAAAGGCUACAGGUGGGCCAAAGGUGGCGUGAUCCUCGAGGAUGCCAAAGAGAGCAAGUAUGAGACUCAGGUGGAUUACACCUUUUUCACGGAGCCCGUCUCGUGCGAAGUUCACAACGACGUGGGGAGCACGAACGUCAGCACCCUGGUGGACGUACACUUUGCGCCCCGCAUUGUGGUGGAUCCGAAGCCCAUGACCACCGACAUUGGCUCAGACGUGACGCUGACCUGCGUGUGGGCUGGGAACCCACCCCUCACCCUCACCUGGACCAAGAAGGAAUCCAACAUGGUGCUGAGCAACAGCAACCAGCUGUACCUCAAGUCCGUCACGCAAGCAGAGGCGGGGCAGUACGUCUGCAAGGCCAUCGUGCCGCGGAUUGGGGUGGGCGAGCGCGAAGUCUCCCUCUUUGUCAACGGUCCCCCCAUCAUCUCCAGUGAGACCGUCCAAUACGCUGUGCGUGGAGACCGCGGGAAAGUGGAAUGUUUCAUCGGCAGCACCCCACUCCCUGACCGCAUAGCCUGGGGCUGGAAGGAGAAUGUCUUGGAAACGGGGACGCUGGAGCGCUACACGGUGGAACGCAGCAACACUGGCCAGGGGGUGCUCUCCACCUUGAGCAUCAACAACGUGAUGGAGGUGGAUUUCCAGACACGCUACAACUGCACAGCCUGGAACAGUUUCGGCCCGCGGACAGUCAUCAUCCAGCUAGAGGAGAAAGAGGUUGUGCCCGUUGGCAUCAUCGCUGGAGCUACCAUUGGAGCCGGGAUCCUGGUCAUCUUCUGCUUCGUCGCGCUGGCCUGCUUCCUCUACCGACGUCGCAAAGGGAGCCGUAAAGAUGUGACCUUACGUAAGCUGGACAUCAAGGUGGAGACGGUGAACCGGGAGCCCCUCACUCUGCACACGGACCGCGAGGAGGACACGGCCAGCGUCUCCACGGCCACUCGAGUCAUGAAAGCCAUCUACUCGUCAUUCAAGGAGGACGUGGACCUGAAGCAGGACCUGCGCUGCGACACCCUGGACGCCCGGGAGGAGUACGAGCUGAAGGAUCCGACCAACGGCUACUACAAUGUCCGUGCCCACGAGGACCGCCCGUCUUCCCGCACCGUGCUCUAUGCCGACUACCGCAACCCCGGCCCUGCCCGCUAUGACGCCCGCCCGUCCUCCCGCCUCUCCCACUCCAGCGGCUACGCCCAGCUCAGCACCUACAGCCGGGCUCCGGCCUCCGAGUACAGCAGCGACCCCGUCCCGGGCCCCGCCCAAGGCCCCCCUACAGCCGAGACAGCCAGCCAGUUGUCGUACGAGACUUACGGAGGGCAUACAGCCUUCCCCCCCAACGCUGGCUACGCCACGUACCGCUUGGGCUACACCCAGCCCCCUCCACCCGCCCUGGACAGAGCCACCUACGACACCUACGACCCCCUGGGCAAAUACACCACAGCCACGCGCUUUUCGUACACGUCCUCAGACUACGGGCAGCGUUUCCAGCAGCGAAUGCAGACUCACGUCUGACUCAAGAGCUGGGCGUGGAAGGGGGUGCAGGUACCUCAUGACUGUCCCCUGAUAUUCAGGGGCUUUUCCCAGCCCCCCUUGCCCAUCUGCAGGCCAGAGGGAUGGCAGGUGCUGUGCCCCACGGGAUGCCCUCAUGGCCAAGGACCGGGUGCUCGUGGCUUCUCCCAAGCCCCACCCCCCCGGGUGCUCCUCUUGACACCUGGGCAUGCACCGCUCCCUCCGCCAUUUGGUGGGCAUGGAAGAGAGCAGUUAAGGGGGCAGGAGCUGUUGGGGCAAAACUGUGAAGAGAGAAGGGGGGCAGCCCAAAGCCUGGGUGUCCCUCCACUCCCAGCCGCGGCUCUGCCUUCUCCGUCUCAUUCUCUUCCCACAAAACUCCUGUCCUGGGGUGAUCCAGAGGAAGCAGAAGGCUGAAGUAGGUCCAGCUAGCGGGGGGGGGGGGGUGUCCUGAGGGAGGGGCCUUGCAGUGGACUCUGCGCCACAGUGGAGGGACUUCUGAGCAGCCGCCGCCGCCGCCGUGUGCCCUGUGCACGGGGCCUUCUUUUCAGGCCCCAGAGCAGAGUCCCUUGGGAGGCACUGCCUGUGCAGCCGACGCUGCUCCCCACACACAGAAGUGCCUCCUGGUGGCCGGUGGAAAGCACGCUCCCAGGCCAUGCGCAGGGCUGGCGGAGUGGGGCAGAUCCUGGCCACAAACGGGGGCCCUGUUCCGGAUCUGCCCCAUUCCCCUACAGAGCCCAAUUGUCCCCUCCCCCCAUCUCCGUCAGGAUGCAGGGAGGCGGUCUGCCCCCCCCCCCCAGUCUGGAAGCAGGUCACGGGUGAGGCCCUUCCAGCCAAGGUACUGCCAAAUUCAGGUCCUGGACAAAUCAGGUACGGAGGGAUCUUGUCCAGGGCUGCAGGACACCCCCCCAACUCCCCCCCCCCAAUUCAGAGGACCAGGAUAGAGUGUGAAGAGGAAGAGAGUCUGUUCCAUGGCGUCGUUAGACAUCAUUUCAUCUGUUCCCAGGUGCUGCAGUUUGGAAGACGAGGGGCCGGGCGGCGCUUUGGACUUUGGCCAACUGCUGGGAGAGUGGGAGGGGGGGCGGCAGGGGAAGGUUCAGGGGAAAGGAGCGGUGGGGGGGGGGGGUUGCUCAGGUCCUGCCCUGGCCCCGCUGGCUUCCGAGAUGGUGUGGCCUCAUCCCUGAGGACGAGAAAGUGGGAUUCCCCCCCUCCCCGGAUCAAGUGUAAGCCAGGCAUCUCCGAACGCUGAAUGCUGUACAGGAUGGCCCCCGAAGCGGGCUCUUCCUUCUUGCCCCUGCUCCCGUGUCAUCGAUCUGACCUCUGGCGUGGGGGGUGCCACCCCUUCCCUGGAGGGGCCUUUCUGCCGUGGCGGCCCCCCUUCCCCACCCCAGGCCCAUGUGGUUUCUUCUCACUUGCCCCCAUGCUCAUUUGGGGAGCGAGUCCAUUCCGUGGCGGGGAGGGUGCGCUCCUUUCAGGCUGUGCCACCGUGAAUGUUUUUGUGCUGGAACUGCAGGCUCCCCCCACCCCACUCCCCAGCCACACUCCUGGGAGCCCAAAGGCAGCCCACUGCCCCUUUCACGUGCACCCCAUCCCUGAGGAGGCUGCCCCCCUCCCCAUCAGGCAUUCCAGGGGGCGCAACGGGGGGGGGGAGAGGGAGAGACUCCAACCUACCCCUCUGCUUCCUUGCCGUCCAAAGGCUCUUCCCCCCCCCCCCCCGCAACCCCUUGACCACCAAUCGGUUGCAUUUUGAAUGCAGAUGGUUGGGAUAAAGGUUUGUUUUCUUUUUGAGAGAUGUGUACAUAUGAUACUUCAUUCUUCCCCUCUGCGCCUCCCUGCCACCCACAAAGGACCAAUUGGCGGCUUCCCUCUUUGUCCACUUCUUGUGCCUUAAAGCUCUUUGCUUGACUGGACCAAUAAGAGGAUCCAGCAAAAUUGCUGCUGCCCCGGCAAGGGCACGAGGGCACCUCCCCGCCACCCGGCCCCCAGCAGGGCACCCUCUUGGCACAGGACUCCUCGUAGGCUCUGCACACGCGGCCUCCAAGGAACACCCAACGCUGGCUCCGUCCGCUCCCUUUGCCUGCCACGUUUCUGGCACGGGGGGCCAAACUGCCCCCUGGGGUGCCAGCUGGAGAAGGGGGGCUCGCUCUCUGUACCAUCCAGCGGUGUUUUCCAGCAAGCGCAAGGGUUGCAUUCUUGCCACUGCAUCGGCCACGAUGCCGCCUUCUUGGUUGCUGCAAACAUGUGGCAAGGAGGCACAAGGCAGCAUCGGGGCAAGGGGGGGGAUUGGGCCCAGGCCUCAGAUUGAAAUGUGUUAAUUUUUUGGCAUUUGAUCAGGUUUGCCCCUUCUUUCUAUGCCCAGCAUGAGCUGCUGCCAUCAUUUCAUGUUUAGUAUGGCUCCGGGCCUCAAAAGCUGGACGUGCCCCUGGGCCCUCUGAGGGGGCUUGGGUGGUGUGACGGGGGAAGGGAAAGGAACUCUCCAAGGCAGCGGAGGCUCCCAGGGAUUCUCUCAUGCGGCUGGCAACCGUCUGGUGCAACAUCUCGGGGGCCAGAGGGCACUGUGCCAGCUCCUUCACCUCAACCGUUGCCCUGGCUAAUUGAGCAUGUGCCUCUUUGGGGAAGCUCAGCGCCUAAGGAAGAGGGCAGGAUUGUUUGCAGAUCAGGAGAAGUUGGGAGACAAGGGGCAUUCCCCCCCCACACACAUUUUUCUUCUUCAAAUUGUUUUUGCAAGCUCCCCACUGCAAAGUGUCCUCUGCUCCCCAUUUCUCUGAGUGGCAGGGAGUUCCAAGGACUGCUUUGGUUGCUCAUGAGAGGAGAGAGUGAGGCCCUUCUGAAGACUGUUGUUUCUAACUACCCAAGAAGGGCUGGUCUGCACUCAGCUUAGCCCUGGGCUGUGGCUGUCGCUGGGGUGAUGCCCGCCACUUACCCUUUGCAAUGAAGGGUGGUGGGUCUACUCUGACCUGGGGAAAAGGAGGGUUCUCCUGGGCCAGCCAAGGGGGUUUGAGCUGCCAGCUGCCCAGAGGCAUCUGCUUAUCCCCUGGUCAUGGAGCUGCCCGGUGGGGAGGAGAAUCCUGGCUGGGGGGGGACAGUCCCCCUUACCAAGGACUUGCAUGUAUGUCUUUUGCUGCCCAAGAGCAUCUACUGGUGGUUGAGCAAUAAAUACGUUGAGGCCUUUGCCCUGCCUCUGGGGCUGCCCUCUGCAGCAGGCUGCCCCCCCCCUCGAGGAAGGCAAAGGCAGCCUCCUUCUGCCCAGCUCUGGGCUGGCGUAUUUGGGUGUUUUUAAAAACAAACGACAGUAAUAACCUUGAGACAUAAAUCUGUGAAUUUUCCCUCGCUCCGUACCUUCCUUUUUUAUUUUUUCUCAUUCUUUUAAAAAUAUUAUGUACUAUAUUUUUAGUCUUAAACACAAUAUAUUAUAUAUAUUUAAUUUUUAUAUAUA
Messenger RNA from Eublepharis macularius, 5817 nucleotides. It is a transcript of the gene KIRREL1, whose product is annotated as kirre like nephrin family adhesion molecule 1. NCBI's taxonomy places the organism in Eukaryota, Metazoa, Chordata, Lepidosauria, Squamata, Eublepharidae. The coding region runs from base 309 to 2387 and encodes 692 amino acids. The transcript has 15 exons. Gene Ontology annotation, biological process: cell-cell adhesion. Gene Ontology annotation, cellular component: cell-cell junction. The record is from RefSeq and is a predicted model, not a curated record. Gene Ontology annotation, molecular function: cell adhesion molecule binding.